CUCCCGCUCCCGCUGCGGGCGGCAGAGCAAAAGGCGGGGAUCGGGCAGCAGGGCCCGCACCAAACCCGCCCCCGCCCCCGCCCCUCCACUGCCGGACGAGGACCAGCAGCAGCAGCAGCAGCAGCAGGAGGAGGAGGAGGCGAUGAUGAUGAUGAAGAGCAGAGUCUGAAAAGGCAUGGAUGUUACAUGAAUCACUGGAAAGGCUGCAGACGACUAUGAAUUCGGCAGAAGCUUUCUGCUCGGCCAACUAGAUAAAGAUGGAUGAAUCCGCCUUGUUGGAUCUGCUGGAGUGUCCUGUGUGUUUAGAGCGUCUCGAUGCUUCUGCAAAAGUCUUACCUUGUCAGCACACUUUUUGCAAACGCUGCCUCCUGGGCAUCGUAGGUUCUCGCAAUGAACUUCGGUGCCCAGAGUGCCGGACCCUGGUGGGCUGCGGAGUGGACGAGCUUCCCAGUAACAUCCUCCUAGUACGGUUACUGGACGGGAUCAAGCAGCGGCCUCGGAAGUCUGGCACCGGUGGUGGCGGCGGGACUAAUUGCACCAGCGCGUUGAGAGUCCAGAGCGGCCCGGUGGCUAACUGUAGCGCUAAAGAACCUCAGAUCUCUCAAGGUGGACCGCAGCAGAGAGUGCAAGCCCGGAGUCCCCCGGUCAGGGGUGUGCCUCAGUUACCAUGUGCCAAAGCAUUAUACAACUAUGAGGGGAAAGAACCAGGUGACCUGAAAUUCAGCAAGGGUGACAUCAUUAUUUUACGCCGCCAAGUGGAUGAGAAUUGGUACCACGGAGAAGUCAAUGGGAUUCACGGCUUUUUCCCCACUAACUUCGUACAAAUUAUUAAACCUUUACCUCAGCCCCCUCCUCAGUGCAAAGCACUUUAUGACUUUGAAGUGAAAGACAAAGAAGCGGACAAAGACUGCCUGCCAUUUGCAAAGGAUGAUGUUCUGACUGUGAUCCGCCGAGUGGAUGAAAACUGGGCCGAAGGGAUGCUGGCAGACAAAAUAGGGAUAUUCCCCAUCUCAUAUGUGGAGUUCAACUCAGCGGCCAAGCAGCUGAUAGAAUUGGACAAGCCCUCUGGCUCCGGCCUGGACUCUGGAGAAGGUCCCUCCGGGGCGACCCACAACAGCACAGCUCAGAAACACCCCGACACCAAGAAGAACACCAAAAAACGACACUCGUUCACCUCCCUCACCAUGUCCAACAAAUCCUCCCAGGCCUCUCAGAACCGCCACUCCAUGGAGAUCAGUCCUCCCGUCCUCAUCAGCUCCAGCAACCCCACCGCGGCCGCUCGGAUCAGCGAGCUGACGGGACUUUCCUGCAGUGCCCCUUCUCAGGUUCACAUCAGCACCACAGGGUUAAUUGUGACCCCACCCCCAAGCAGUCCGGUCACCACUGGGCCUUCAUUUACCUUCCCGUCAGAUGUUCCCUACCAGGCUGCCCUCGGAAAUAUGAAUCCUCCUCUCCCCCCACCUCCUCUCCUGGCUGCUGCAGUCGUUGCCUCCACAUCGUCUUCAGGUGCCACUGCUUCCGGUCUGGGACAAAGACCCACCACAGGCCCCACGGACCAAAUCGCGCAUCUUCGGCCGCAGGCCCGACCGAGCGUGUACGUCGCUAUCUAUCCCUACACCCCCAGGAAAGAGGACGAGUUGGAGCUGAGGAAAGGGGAGAUGUUCCUGGUGUUUGAGCGUUGUCAGGAUGGCUGGUUCAAAGGGACCUCCAUGCACACAAGCAAAAUAGGGGUCUUCCCUGGCAACUACGUGGCCCCAGUCACAAGGACAGUGACGAGUGCUUCCCAAGCUAAAGUCCCUAUGCCAACCACGGGCCAGGCGGGCCGGGGGGUGACCGUGGUCAACGCUUCGACAACGGGGGCGCUCUCUCAGAAAGCCCAGGGGAACGGGCUGGCCGGGGGAUCCGGUGCAGUCCCCACUGCCGUGGUCUCCGCCGCCCACCUCCAAACCAGCCCUCAGGCCAAACUUCUCAUGCACAUGACCGGCCAGAUGACAGUCAAUCAAGCCCGCAACGCUGCCCGGACAGUUGCGGUCCACAGCCAAGAACGCCCCACCGCAGCCGUGACCCCGAUCCAGGCGCAGAAUCCGGCCUGCCUCAUCCCUGCAAGCGUGAUUCUGCCCCAUCACUCGGCACCCCAGCCUCCCCAGCCUCAGCUUUCAACCUCCGUGGCUUACGUCACCGCUGUCAACAUCAACCGGGCAAACGUCCCGCUAGCCUGUGCUGCGGGGGCUUCACUCCCUCCUGCCAGCGCUUCGGCCUCUUCACUGGAGGCAGAGCUGAACGGCAGGCCUGGAGCGGCUCUCCCCGGCCCUCCGGCCUCUCCCGAGAAUGCCGCGGCCUCGUGCGGGGGCGGCGGGGCCCCCAGACCGGACAGAGACGGCAAGAAAGAAAAAAAGGGUCUCUUGAAAUUGCUUUCGGGAGCGUCCACCAAACGUAAGCCCCGAGUCUCUCCUCCGGCCUCGCCGACUCUGGAAAUGGAGCAGGGGGCGGCGGAAUUGGCCCUUCAGGGCGCGGUGGGCCCCGAAGUCCCACUGGGCGGUGGUGCCCAUGGCCGAUCCGGGCCCUGCCCCGCGGAUGGCGACGGCCCGGCCUCGACGGCCCAAGAGGCCCUCCACCGGAAGGCGAGCUCGCUGGACGCCAGCGUACCCAUCGCUCCUCCACCGCGGCAAGCGUGCUCCUCCUUGGGUCCUGUCCUGAAUGAGUCCCGGCCUGUGGUGUGCGAAAGGCACAGGGUGGUGGUCUCUUACCCACCCCAGAGUGAGGCGGAACUCGAACUCAAGGAAGGAGACAUCGUUUUUGUUCACAAGAAGAGGGAGGAUGGCUGGUUCAAAGGCACCUUGCAACGCAAUGGAAAAACUGGCCUUUUCCCAGGCAGCUUUGUGGAGAACAUCUAAGGACGCGUAUUGAGAGUUUCCACCUCCGCUCCACUAGGAAAUAGCACAAAAUAAUCUUGGCAGAAAGAGCACAGUCAUGGAUUGUCAGACGAUCAAGAGUUGAACGAAAUGAUCGCCAAAUAACUCCAGUGUCCGACAGCACAAUUACACCAGCGAACAGAGAUGAUGAAGACAUUAGCUGGCUUUGUCCCUUUGGAUUCUUAUGUGUAAGGUGUGCCUUGUACUGUCUGUCUGAUUGACUUGUACAGAGAAACCCUUUUUUUGUCGUUAGGUAACUAAAAUGGACAAUUGUUUACAAGGCUGUAACUAAUUUAUUUGGAUUUCAAACUUGAAUUCUUCUUGCAAAAGAUCAAUUCUUGGGAUUAUGACCUUAACAAAUUAUUAAUUUAUGAAAUGAUAGCUAAGGAGAAGCUGGAUUCUCUCCUGAUGAGGAAGUUAUUUCUUUAGACAGAGUACGUUUCUCUACUCUAUUUCCUCCAUUUUAAAUGGCGUAUGACAGUGGAGUAGAUCUUUUUGAAGUGUCAGUGUGAUCAGAUUGUGGCAACCGUGGUGUUUUGUGGAUCAUCAUUUCAAACUGAGGAAAUGUGAGGUCGUUUGUAUUCACGGUCAUGAGGGAAAUACUGGUUGUUCUCCAGUCUGGUUCUCCAACAACAUACACGUGCCCCAGAAGCAAUGUAACAUUUCUGGUAAAUGCAGAUGUACAAUUUAAUAGACAUCAGAUAUGUCCUUAGGGUGGCAAGAGGGAAACUGUGAAAACACCCCAAAGAUAGUCCCUGACAUUCUAGGUUAGUUGGAGGAUGUUGCUCCAAGAACUAACAUACAUUUCUUCUGUGGGAUGUUUGGGAAUUCCACAGAAUGCAAUCACUGAUAUGUAAGAUGAAAGCACAACACUAGGAAAAUAUAAACAUAUCUAAGAGACAGAUUUGUUUUUAUGACAAUAGCAACAUAAUCCCUUGAGUUGGAAAUUAGGUUAAAUUCAAGUUGUACUCACUGUCUGAGAAUGGCUCUGAAAUGUAGUUUGCUUUUUUUUUCUUUCCUAAGUGGUCUGCAUGCCCGGGAGACAUUAAAAACCAUGUUUGAGCAAUAGUGGUGGUAAGUGGUGCACUUGUGUUGAAGUAAAAGGCUGUAAGAGACACUGUGAAAAGUUUACUAACUUUUUAACCAUGGAGACUCUAGUCCAUUGUGAUUUCUUUUUCCCCACUGUCUUGCAUGUUGCUGAAUUCCCACAGUAAGAUAAACUGUGUAUGAUGUCGUGUUUUUCAUUGCAAUUUCCCAUUGGGGUGAAUUCGCCCUCAGAAAUGCUCAUGGCAGGGGAUGUAAAAAACACAAAAAACAGUAUUCUCUUCUACCCCCACCCAAAGUCACUAUACUGACAAGAACUCUGAGAGAAUUGAGAUGGCAAUUUGAGGGACCCGCCCGUCUGUUAGACAUGCCUUCCGACUUCCGUGCAGCCACUGGUUAAUUGGUGUUUCGGUGCGGGGCUUGACAUCGGGGAGCCAACCCACACCUUCCCAUUGUGGCAGGACCCAGCGAAGCUGCCCAUUUUCUCCUUUCCUUUGACCACGUUAGCCUCUCCUAGUGCUCAUGUUGUCAUGCCGGGUGGCAGUGGAGUCGGAAAAUACUUGAAAACCCAAAAGGUGGAGGAUUCGUAAGGUUGUGAGGUAAACCGUUGCCAUAGAUUUCUAUUUGACAAACAGUUUAAAAUUUUUUUUUUUUUUACUUUUAAGGAUUACAACUGGGAAAAUGUAAACAAAAACUACAGAGACUUCGUGUGACAGGAAGUGCCGUGGUCUUAAAUAUAUAUAUAGAAAGAGUUGAAUAUGAAUAUGAAAUCAUUCCUAAAUUAACCAUUUUUAUGAAACACUGUACAUUAUGUUCCUGUGUUUUAAAUAUUUUUUUAAAUAGUUUACUUGGACAGUCAUGUAAUAUAUAAAAUGGUUUUGUGAAAAAGAACUUUAGCUAAAAAAAGCUGCCAUCAGCUUUCAUCGGCAUAAGUUGACACUAAUGUGUCAUAUUCUUUAUUUUGGGAAAUUAGAGCAUUUUAUACAAAAAAAGAAAAAGACUACUACAGGUUAAAAUUCCUUUUUCUACCUGUCCUUUCUCCUUAUUUUAAGCUCUGUGAUUUCCUCUGUUAAUAGUUUCAUGGCGUAAAAGUCAGUUAAAACUUCAUCUGUUAAUAGUUCUGUUAGAUGAUAUAAUGUAUGACUUUUCUAUUGACCUUUUUGAAAACAGUAGUUUAAUGUUUUGUAACAAGGGCUUGUUCCCCAGCAGCGCAACAAUGAAAAAAUUGCAAUUUAUCAUGUCUUUCAUGUGAAUGAUUGGGGGAGGGGAGAUAGAUAAAAGGAUUCAAGAUUAAAAUUUGAUGUUCAACCUC
Messenger RNA from Ornithorhynchus anatinus (platypus), 5268 nucleotides. RefSeq names its product SH3 domain containing ring finger 1 (gene SH3RF1). The record is from RefSeq and is a predicted model, not a curated record. Gene Ontology annotation, molecular function: protein binding. Lineage: Eukaryota; Metazoa; Chordata; Mammalia; Monotremata; Ornithorhynchidae. The transcript has 12 exons. The coding region runs from base 258 to 2894 and encodes 878 amino acids.